Messenger RNA from Malania oleifera, 2198 nucleotides. RefSeq lists its product as uncharacterized. NCBI's taxonomy places the organism in Eukaryota, Viridiplantae, Streptophyta, Magnoliopsida, Santalales, Ximeniaceae. Bases 636 to 1895 code for a protein of 419 amino acids. The record is from RefSeq and is a predicted model, not a curated record. The transcript has a single exon.
GAGUUUGACCUGUGGCCAGCCAUGGGCAAGCCCUUUUUCUCUUCCAAUGGCGACCCCACCUGGCAAUCUCUGGAGGAUCUUCAAUUCUUCUUCUUCUUCCGAGUGGGAACAUACUCCUAACCCGCCUCUCUUUUAGAGCAUAAAAAAGAAAGGUUAAAUAACUUUUUUUCCUCUCCCUCUUCAUCUUCUCUCUUUCUCUUUUCUCUUCUCCGAGAACCCUAAUACCCACAGCAUUUAAAUUAGGAAGAGCAGCAAGAGAAAUCGGAUUGCAUAUACCCCGCCGCCCGCAGCGAGUGCUAAGCAGAGAAACCCCUCGAUCAGCUUUUCAUCAUUCCCCUGGCUUAAAUUUUUUCCCUUCAAUCCUUACCUAACUCAAUUUCUGUUUCUCCCCGUAAAGAAACUUUUGCUCCAUCUCAGAUGAAGAGGACGUUCUGAAAGGUGGUUCUAGACGACUCUCUCUCUGUCUCUCCGUUUACUUUUCUUCGUGCCCUUGUCGCCAUUUGCUUCAUGGGCUAGCUCUUUCGCAGGAUUUGAUCUGGGUUUAAGCUCAUUUUCUGAUCUUUUUUUCUUCUGCAUCCCUGUGACUAUCGCAGUCGCUCAUCCCUUUUUGGUACACAUAAAAUUUUUUUACCGAUAUGGAUUCGGGCAACAGUGGUAGUAUGCAGUCUUCCAGCGGCGGCGAUGAAGAGUACGACUCCAGGGCCGAAACGAUCCCUACUUUCCUCAACCCUUCUGCCCAUUUCUCUCACAACCUCUCAAACCCACACCACCCAGCCAUCUCCUUGUUGGAUCCUCCAAAUUACUUUGAAACCUUCUCACAGACACAGUCAAACCCAAAUCCAAAUGCAAGUUCUUUACUCAGCCACGACGUCUUUUGGUCCAUUAUGGGCUCCUCGUCGUCGUCUUCUUCUUCAUCCUCAGCCCAAGCUUCCAUCCUCGGCUCCUCCCAAGGACCCAUGGCCAGCCAGGGACCGCUCCGUCCAGUCCACGAUCACAAUGACGUGGGAGCUCUGGCACCGUCCGAUCAACCUACAGUAGGCCGAAGCUCGAAGAAGCGGACCAGGGCUUCGCGGCGCGCACCCACCACUGUCCUCACCACAGACACGUCGAACUUCCGAGCAAUGGUGCAAGAAUACACCGGGAUCCCGCCGCCGCCGUUCUCAGCGGCCCCGUCGUAUUCCCGCCGCCUCGAUCUGUUUUCCUCGGCCGGAGCGACGAUGCGGUCCAGCCAUUUGGAACCCCUGGGGUCUAUUUACCCCUUAAGGCCUUCAGCUCUAAAAAUUCAACCAAUAUCCCCAUUUCUAUCUUCUUCUUCUCCUUCCCUUUCUUCUUCAUUCUUGAAUUCUACUAUGGUUGAUGCUAUUGCUGCUACUGCCAAUAUUGCUACCAGUAGUACUACUACUACUAACAACAUCACCAUGACAACCUCAUCCAUGGCUGCUGCUGCAUCUAUCAAUCUCAAUCCCAGCACUUCCAUUAACUAUCAACAACCUCAAAAUCCGCUAAACAUGCAAAACCCAUAUAUCAAAUUCCACUCCCUCCUACAAUCACCUCUCCCAAAUAAUGAUUCUCCGCUCAAGUUCCCACUAUCAGAACUACCGGUAUCCGUACCCGGAAAGUCUCAAGGCAAUUCGGACAUUGACAGCAACGGCGUUAAUCAUCAAGAACUGGGUAUGAGUAGCCAUGGACAUGGGAAUGCAAAUCUAGGAGGGUUUCUCGGGACUAGUAGUCAUCAAGAUCAUCGGUUGAGAUCAUUCACUGGGAAUUAUGGUGAUAAUUCAAGUGUUCAUGUUAGUAGCUUCAAGUUAAAUUGCGCCCCAGGUCCUUCAUCAGAGAAUAAUGUUUCCUCCAGGGCGGAAGGCACGGUCGAUUCCUGGAUUUGCCCUUCAGAUUAGGAUUCAUAUAUGCAACAAAGCAAUCAACAGCACAGAAGCUAGGACAAUCGACGAUCGAGAAAUCUGUAUAAGUUUGUGGACGGGGAUGACCCAUGUGGAAGGAUACGCUUGUGUUGUUAACCUGAUUAGUAUGAUCAUCAGUGAGAACUGCUUAUUUACGGCGCAUGCAUUAUAUAUACAUACAUUUAUAUAUAUAUAUAUAUAUAUAUAAAUCUUUUUACUCUGUAAAUUAAUAGAUUUAUCAGAGAGAUGCAUGUUUACUUUAUCAUAAAAAGAUUAAAAAAGCCAUAGAUUUUAUCAUCA